AGAACAAAUUUGGGUUAAAAAUAUUUAACUGAUUAUUGAGAGAAAAAACUGACAUAUUAUAUUCAUAUCCAUCCAAUGGAAAAUGAAGUGUGGGAAAAUUUUAUUCUAAUAUAUAUAAUUUGUAGUAAUAAAAAAAGGAUCUAUUUAUUUAGAUUCACUAACGUUGUUGUCGCAGUCAAAUAUACGAGCCUCAAAAUAUCUAGCAAAAUAAAUAAAAGAAAGCGACAUAUAUCAGUACAUCAGUAUAAUGCGAAAUGAAGCUAAGAAAUCUGUAAACUGUACGUAAUGUAUGUAGAAAUUUAAAUAUAGUAAGAUAUGAAAUACAUUUGUAUGUCUAUCAGUAUAUAAAUUUAAUAUCUAUGUGUGUUAUUGUUGUGGCAUGCAUAAAUAACUUUAGCAUUUGACCAGACAGCCAAAUUGUGAGAUAUAGAAUAGUAAUGUUAUAUGCUCUUCUAAAGGAAAAGAAAAAAAAGAAAAAGUAACGAUAAUCGAGGUAGCUCUCUGAUAUACUCUUACUAGACAGAGAGCAUAUUUAGUCCAUUGAAAAUAUAACAAACUUUAUAACGAUCUCGUCAUAUUGAUGUAUGGAUAUAUGUACUGAAACUUGUUUAUGCUGGCUUACAAUAUUAUGAUCUUAUCGUAUUUUUUUUGUACACAUUACAUUAAAGUAUUAUAACACUUGUAAAGAAAGUGGAGGUGUUAUAAGGAUAUAUGAGCUAGGUAAUAAUUUUAUUUCUAACGUGUUUAGUUUUUUUAGAAAUAUAAUUUCAAGUUUUUUAUUUUACCUAUUGUAUUUGAAUUAUACAAUGUAUUUAUAUAAUGUCCUAUUGUUCGUUAUAUUAAUGUAUAAUGAAAUUACAAUACGAGUAUUAAUGCAAGUUGGAUAACCAGAUCCCAUACAUAUAGAGAAUGACAGAAUCGUUGACGUUUCUGUUCGUUAAAUGAUUCACAUCGUUUGUAUAAAAUGCUCUGGUAAUAAAUCAGGAUCAAUGUACAAGAUAUAUCGGAAAAAAUAGUAUCUUUUUCUGGCAUAUCUUACAUUCAAUGUUCCUAAAAGAGCAACAUUAUCGCAUAAGCAUUUUGAAUGACAUUUUUUCUGUCAUAUAUCGCAAAAGAAAUAGGCGAUAUGCACUUGCAAAUUGUUCUCAUUAUUCAUAUAAAUAUAAAGCGAACAUUAGAAAUUGAAAAAAAAAAUCGUACUAUCACAAUAAUAUGAUAAACUAUUGUGAGCAACUUUCGUUUGGUAUUUAAUGAUUGCAGUCAUUUUAACUGCAUAUAUUAAGUGAAAAAUGUUAAAAUUAGAUGAUGCAAAGAAGAGUCUGUAACAUUCCCAAUAAUCACUUCACUUUCAUUAAAAUUACGUAAUGAAUAAAAAUGUAGAUUAAAAAAUAUAUCUAAUGUCUGCUGUUCUGCAGACAAAAUCGUAAUGUAAUUGUAUCAUUGUUUGGAUAUUGUGGAUUAUAAUAAAAUAUUAGUAAAUUUAGAAAUAAAUAUACCAAAAUUGGUUGUUAAUUACACAAAUAUACAUAUACAUGAUCAAAAUCAUAUACCUGUAAUGUUGAAAGUCAGUAUAAAAUGUGAGACAUUUAUCGCUAUUAAAUUUAUUUCAAUAAACAACUGUAUGACUUGAAUACAUAGUUUACAUUAAUUUUAUGAUCCUAUUUAUACAUUUUAUCAUCAGUAAUAUCAGUGUUAAUAUGUUUUAACAUCAUUUUUUCAGAUACUUCAAUAUCAAACAUAAUUAAAUAUUUUUUAGUAAGAAAAACAAAUUUAAAAAAUUCUCUUCUAAAAGAAUUAAUUUUUUUUCAAGGAAGAAUGUAUUUCUAUACAUUCUAUUCUAUAUAUUCUAUUAUAUUUUAUUAUCUCAAUCUUUAUUAGCUUAACUGGCAAUCAAUAUCUGAAUUAGUUUCUUUCAAAAUAGAUAAAAUAAAUUUCUUAACGCUUUUAUGUUUUUUACAGAAUAAAUUGUUUGUUGUAAUUGUUGUAUGUGUUAACAUAAUAUUUUAGGGGAUAAUAACAAUACUCUAUAUAUUAAUAUUGGAAGAAAAAUUCAUUUCUAAUUUUACAAAAAUGCAAAUUUUAUAGUUCAUAUACACGUCCACAUUUAAACUUUUUUAUUGUUCGUUCAGUAGGUUUUAUAGAAAGAUCUUUUCCAAAGAAUUCUAAUUUGAUAUCCUUCAAAUGCAUAUUCAUAACAACAACAUCUUUGGGUAUUGUUCGUAUAAUAUUAUCUUCUCCACAAAUUCUAAAAAUAUUUUUGGUGUCUUGAACAACUAUACCACUUAAUCCAAUCAGACUAGGACACUUUGCUCGAACAAUAGAAAUUUCAGCACCAUGAAAAUCUGCUUUAAUCAACUGUUGAUUAACAUUUUCCCAAUUUGGAUCAGUUGGAUCUUUUGGAAUGUUAUCGAAAAACUUGGAACCAAGCACUUGCUCCAUGUAAUUUAACCACAAUUGAUUCAAUGGUAAUAAGUCCUUAUAUUUCAUACUAUUCACUUGGCAACUAAUUUUACGUAAACCAAGUUGCAUACGUUUUCUAUUAGUUAAUAACUUUCCUUUGCAUUGUUUCUUUUUGUUCCAUUUGCUCUUGUGUUUACCCAGUAUCAAUGACUUUCUUAAUUCAUUUGCUAUUGAGGCGGUAUCAGUGGGAGGCAAUGCAUUUUGUAGAAAAUUCGUGAUAUAUUGUUCGCUGUUUUCACAUGUACUAAUUUGUUUUGUUAUAUUUUUAGGCAAUAUUGAACAUGAUACAUACGAUUUGUUUGUGCCAUUGUCACGUGUUCGAUGUCCAAAUGUCACUGCGAGUCUCUCCCAUAACAAAUUGUCUACUAUCUCAUUCUAAUUCUUGUCUCUGUCUAAGGCCGGUUACUAUCAUCAUAGUUCCAUCUGGUGCCAGUACGCUUUAUUCAAUAUCUAUGAGUUCGACAUAGUCCCCUUGAGGAUAUGGAAUAUAUGAAGACUGAUUUCAACUCUAAUCCUAACCUCGAAUUUCCUAUCUAAGCAGAUUGCGGCCAAAGGUCACCGUCGUUCAAUUCCAUUGAGCCUGGCUGGUAGAGAUGAAACGCAACUUUCUUUUCAUCUAAAUUUCCCUCCCGACGCGAUCCUUUUUUCUCAUGUUGUUCAGGCACUUGUGUUCUCUGGCUGCAAACGUUCGGAUGCUGACAGUGGUAGUCAAUAAUAACAUUAUUACUAAAAAUGUAUUAUGUCAAAAUUAAUACAUUUUAUUACACAUUACACCAAUAUUGCAGCAGAUAAGAGAAAGUAUAAACAUGAAGUAUUAACAGUUAAAUAUGUCAUACUCGUAAAUCUUUUUUCGAAAAUUAUCACAUAUUACAUUUUGCUUUAUGUUAAACAUUUGAAAAAUAUGCUCUUAGGUUAGCUUAAAUUUAAAUAUGAUUAACUGAUGUGUGUAAGUGUAAGAAUUUAUUUCUGUAUUAAUUCAAUGGCGACGUAUUUUCUUCCAAUAAUCCAUGAAAUUUGAAGCAAACACUGUAAAAACAAGACAGCGCAUAAUUGCAUUGUAUACAUAAAUUGAUAAGCAGGAGCAAAAUAGAGGUUUAUUUACUCAAACUGAAUUCGUAAAAAUGAUAAAUCAUCUACAUAUUAGAAAUUGAAUGGAAAUUGAGGCAAAAGAAAGAAGAGAUCAAGCUUCUUUCGUAAAAUCAUAUUUUGCUAUAUAAGAUGGGCUAUCAAAUAAAAUACAAUUAACAAAAUGAAAAUUCUACAUGAAAAAGAUAGUCAAAAAUAUGGAAUUUAUUCGUAGAAAUAAAUAAAUUUCGAUUUGCGAGAAAAUAUAUAUGCCACUUCUUAACUGAACACGUUCAAAUCUUUGUUUUCGUCGGAAUGAGGUCUUAAACGAAUAUUUUUAAUAAUCUUUUUCUGAUUGUCUAUUUGUAUCCAGUAGAUAAUUAACCAAGUUUGUACAUACUGAAUGAAUUUUCAAAUUUGAUCUUAUGGAAGAUAAAGUACCGUGUGCAAAAAUUUUAUUUUAUAUUAUGUUCUAUACUUUUUUACGUAGAAUCGUAGAUCAUACCACAAUUACUAAGAUACCUUAUACAUUGCACUUUAUAAAACAAAAAAAAACUCGAAAAAUAAUUUGUACACGAUACGUGCAAAUGAAAUUACACUAUCCAACGACGAAUAAAUAUAUUAAUAUAUAGGUCAAUUUUGUCCAUAUGUUAACGAAUUAAUUAAUAUUCUAUUUGGUAAAAAAUAAUGUAAAAAUAAUAAGAACGUAACUAGAUCUUUAUUUUAUUAAUCUUAGAAACGAAAGUUAGAAACUCUCAGAAAAGAGAACAUCGAAGAAAAAAGAUCAAGGAAAGAAACUAGAAACUCAGUUUUGCAGUAUAUGUACUUACUGACGUUACUGAUUACUACUACUCGAGUCGAAAGUCGUGGACAAUCGUGGCAUGUAUGAACGAACUUGCUGUGUACGUGUAAUGUCGAAUUAACCAUGUUGAGACGCAUAUUUGGCAUCGUAGAAAUCAAUUGAAAAUAAUAAAAAAUGGUGUCACUAAUAAAGAAGCAGUUAUUGAAACAUUUAUCAAGGUUUACCAAGAACUUAUCAGCAGAUAAAAUAAAUUUAAGCACGUUCAAAGGAGAAGGUGAACUGACAAACUUGGAGCUUGAUGAAACAGUAUUGACAGAUUUGUUGGAGUUACCUUCGUGGCUUAGAUUAACAAAUGCUUGGUGCAAUAAAGUUUCAUUUCGUAUUCAGUGGACCAAGUUAAGAAGUAGUUUGGACGAAGUUCACAUAGAAGUAGAAACAUGCGAAGAUUUAAGAAAUUUAUCAUCUUCUCAAGGGCUAUCUUCUUAUACUGGUCCUGCAAAAUAUUCUUUUAUACAUAAAGUAAUUGAUGGCAUAACAGUAACUGUUAAUACUGUAUCGGUUACAUUCAAAAGCCCUGCAUUCAUUGCUUCAGUUCAAAUGAAUCGCAUUAUUGUAGAAUCCAAAUCUGCAACAUGGCAACGGUGUGAUCUAAGAACUACUAGAGUAAAAGAUCCUGAUCGUGGACAGUUACUUAUUUUUAAAGAAUUGGAGUGGCAAACAGUUAGAAUAGAGGCACAAAGUACUAAAGAUAAAAACCUUACACCAUUACGUUUACUUACAAAUCAAGCUAGAUGUCGGAUUACUAUUAAGAAAAGAAUAUCAGAUUGUUUUGUUAUGGGAUCAAGACUGAUUCUUAUAUUAGAUGACCUGUUAUGGGUUUUAACAGAUUCGCAACUGAAGGCAGCACUUCAUUUUAUUGACUCUUUAGGUGGUCUGAUAGAAAAAGCUACAAUAUUAGAACGUAAAACCAAAGCAGCUAGAAAAUUAGAGGUAUUGCCGGAAUAUCAAGCACAAAUAUCUCAACAAUCAAGGACAAAAAAUCAGUGUAAUACUGCUAUUUCUAAAAUCUUUACCAGAUAUGAUGUUGUAGAAACUUCAUAUCAUUUCCUUUGUCAAAGAAUUGAUUUACAUUUAUGUGAUGAUGCUGGUAAUGGUAGAUCUUCUCAUCCUGACUUAAAGGAUGGUGGUGCAUUGCAAAUUUCACUAGUUAGAUUUCAAGUUGAUUAUUAUCCAUAUCACUUAGCAAUGGCUGAUAGAAAACAUUGGGCUAAGUAUAAAGAAAAUGCUACGCCUCAUAGUCAAUGGUUGCAGCAGUCGUUAAGUUCUUUUCGAAGUCAGUUUAUGGAUCUUAUAGAUUCUGGUAGAACACAGCAUUCUCCUUUAACCAGAAGUCAAGGAAAUAUUACGGUUAAUAAUACAAAAGGUUUAGGAGAUAAUUUGGAAAAGGGUAAUCAAUCACAAAAUGUAAAUACAGCUGCUGAUGAGAAAAAAAAAUCGCAACAUCCUAGUGGAAAUCCAGUAAAAAAUUACAUUUUGGAACAACUUGCUAAAUUAAUGACGACGUGCAUUAUAAUAAGGAUCGAUGAUUUUACGUUAUACAAAGUAACCACAACGUCUCGUAAUCCUGUACCUAAAGAAUUUGUUACGGUGCCACCUCCAAAAUUUUAUGUACAACUGAAUCCUAUCCAAGUAAAUUUUGACGUCUGUUCCUGCUUAUGGUUUAAUUCUUUUGCAUUAAAUUUAUAUCAUUCUCUAAUGAAUAAGGAUAAACAACCAACGUAUACUUCUACUAAUUUAAUGUAUUUUGACGUGAAGAUCGAAGCUAUACUUCCAAGGAUAGUUUUUGAAAGUCAACAAGAUUAUCCUAAUCAGAAAGAUAGGCCAAAGUCUUUGCACGUACAAACGUCGAGAGCAUCGAUAACAAAUGUUCGAUCCACAGAAAGAUCUUCGAGAGCAGAUUUAGCACAAUGUGUAAAUGCUUUUCAAAUGGGUCAAAUGUUUUUUACUACAGAUUUUCCAAACAGAUUGAAUGAUUUUCAUGUUCUUACAGAUAAAUUUUUGGCACAUUGUGCAGGCACUGAUAAUAUUCGUCAUCCACCACCUAAUUUUAGUAGUAACUCUGUAAACGAAUUAGUUCGUCAAUUACAUCGGGAGCUUUUGUGGACCGAAACUAAAGACAUAUGGUGUUGUAAUUUGGAACCCGUUUGGGGAGAUUUUCUCGGUGCUCGCGCGGUCGGACAAAAUCGUCCUGUACCGUUCCUUGAUGCAUUUCCUUUGACUUUAUGGUGUUACAUAUCUAUGAAAUCGUCAGAGAAAGAAUCGUCAGAAAAUAAAUCUACCGCUGACAUUCAUGGUCUUGCGUACAUAAGCAAUUUAGUUAGCAUUCAGAUAAAUCAUUAUCAAUAUUUGUUCUUGUUAAGAUUAUCGGAAGUUCUAUCAGAAAUGGCAACGUAUCUAAAUAUCGAUUCUAAUAAAAUAUUGAAGAUCGAUUGCGGUAGUUCACUCGUUAUUGGUGCAUUAAUACCGCAAGUAGAAGUAACAUUCGUCAUGCCGUCGCAUACCCCUGGUAAAGAAAAUUCUGGAGCAGAUUUGGAAUCUGUUAUGCCAGAUUCGUCUAGCAUAGCAGAUGACAUUCCAGGUUCAUCUAUUCCAUGGCAAAAUACAGAACGAGUUGAGAGUAGUGGUAAAAAGAUUAAUAUAAAUAAUGAAACAAUAACGCCGCAGAGUGAUAUAUCAUCAAUGUUGUCAAUGGAUUUUAUGCAUUCUAAUACACCUCAAACUGUCGUGACAUUUAAACAAAAUGGUACGAAUAAACAUGAAAAUAAUACGCAAAUAAGAAAUGUUACGUAUGAUAAACAGUGCAUUGGUGUAGAAGAGGAGAAAGCAUUGCCUACUUUACGAUAUGCUGCUGAUAUUACACAUAAGCACAGCAAGGGAGAUUCAUCUUCAAAUACACCGUUCAUUUCCAAUAAUUUCAAUGUUGGUCUUUUUUCUAUGAAAAAGGGAUUAAGUAACUUAAUGACAUCUAUUGAUUCAGCUUUGAAAGCGUCUCCAGAAGAUGGUAGUAGUGAUACUAUGUCUAUAAGAAGCGAUGUUAGCUCUGAUAGUGAAAACUAUGUUUUAAUUAAUCUUCAAGAUCAAGAAAAAUUAGAUGCAAUGUUUUCUGUUGAUAAUUCAAUUAGAAUAACAGCAGUAGAAGAAGCUAGUGAAGUAGUGGAAGAAACUCCUGAUACUCAGAGUGAAAAAUCUAUGGAUAGUGUGUGUAAACGAAAAGAUAUUGUAUCUAUGACAACAUUUAAGUUAUCUAAAGUUGAAUUUAUUCAACAAUCCCUUGGGUAUGCAUCUUCUAUCAAAGUUCAAAUUUCAAAUAUUGGUAACGACGAAUGUUCAUCUAUUCCAUGGGAUGAAUUUCAGACAAAAUUCAGUGCACGAUCUCGAGGUUGGGUUGAAUUACCUUCAGAUUCUAACUGUAGAUCAUGUAUUAAACUACGUUUGGAUCAUGAUUUGAAAUGCAAGUCAGAUUCUUGGAAAUUGUCUCAAGCAAGUCAAACUAUAAGUAAUAAGCAUUUAUCUCGAAAUCAAAAUCAAAAUCAAGAUAAUGCAACUGAGGAAGAGAUAGAUGUUUCUAGUGUUGAUGUACAUAACAGACAAAGUGUUUUGGAUUUAUUUGAAGACAAGUUAGAAGUUAAAGUUACUAAUAUAUCAAUGUCCUUGUCUAUGAGUUCAAUAAGUGGGCUUACUGACUUAACUGAAGAUGAAAUUAUACCUAGGCCAAUACCAUUGCAAAUAUAUUUGGAGAGUAUAUCAUUGCGUUUAAAUGAAGAUCGUCCUCCGAAUAAUAUAACUUCGCCAGGACCAAUUCCUAUAGAUUUAAAUAUUGCAAAGCUUAAGGUAGUACGAGAUGCAAAUGGAGUUUUUCAUAUUGAACCAGUUGUAAACUUGAGCAGGAGUAAUUCCAUUGAAACACUCACAAACAGUGAUACUCAAAUAGCCCAAAAUAUAAAUCACGAAAUGGAAUUAAGUAUUUUGAGACAGUCUAGUAAACAAUUAAAAUCAGAUAAUGAACAGCUUCAGCGUCGCCUUAAUGCUUUGGAGAAAUUAUCAGAAGAAAAUGCGAAAUUAAUACGUAUAAAAGAAGAGUCUAAUGUAAUAAAAUCUCAUUUAAGUGCAGCACAAGAAGACAUACAAUUACUUUUGAAAGAGAAGAGAGCUUUGCAAGAAACAGUAACAGAGCUUCAAAAUCGAAUAAUUGGAAAUAAUGCAGGCAGUGGUACUCGUGCAUCUUGGUCAUCAAAGAGAUAGCAUACCAGUUGUUUUGAUUGUUCCAAAUGUUGCAAUUCGAAUAAGUUCUAAUAAUAAUUUUAUUAAUUGUCAAGUAAUUUUCUUUAACUUAAAAGUAAAAUGAAAAUGAAACUUGACACAGUUGAUUUAAUAUGUUUUCAUAGCAUCUCUAUUUAACUUGACAAGGAAGAGUAUAUCAUAUUGGAACGCUUGGAUUUUCAUUAUUAUUCGAAUCUAGUAUGUUAAACUGAUUUUUAAAUUUUAUAAAGAGAAGAUGAAUAAUAUAUUUAUAUGUUAUAUAUUUAUAUGUUACGAGCAAUAUUUUUCUGAGUUCACUUCCGCGUUUCCUACAUUAUUUUGUCUAACAUUUAUGCUAGUAACUGCCCUUCAGCUAUUUAAUAGUGCAAUCAUUAAAAAAAUAUUCAAUUCUAUAAGACAUAACUUAUGUGAAAUACAUUGGUUUUUUUCACUAUGAACAAGUACAAGGCGAUAAAUAAUGGCAAUAGUAGUCAGUAUUUAGCAUUUUCACUAAUGAAACAAAUAAACAAAGGAUUGAUGAAAUGAAUAGUUACAUUCGUAUUUAUUGUAUGCGAUAGCGUAUGUAUGCGACAUAUAUUAAAAAAUGAUGUAUAUACGAGAUUGUUAAUAUUUGCACAUACACACAUCUACACAUCUACACAUUUGCACAGUUACACAUUCACUUACACACACAUACGUACACACGCAUAAUAUAAUAUAUAAUAUGUAUGUGAUAUAUAUACAUAUAUCACAUAAUAUAUAUAACAUAUACAUAUUAUUUGUUGCAUAUAUAGAUACGUAUACAUAAACUAUAGUAUGCUAGUCAAAUUAUUGCAAUAUAUAUUUGGUUUUAUAGCAGUGGUUGUUACCUAGUGAUAACAAAGAAUUGAAUAUAAAUUUUUUACCAAUGCUUUUCGUUCUCCUCAUCGUAAAUGUUCUGACGAAUUUCAUAAGCAACUUUUAACUGAAUGGAAGAAUAUGAUAAUAAAUGUGAGAUAUUAAUGGAUAUUGAAUGAUAAAUUGUUUGAGCCUACAAGUAGAUCGUCUAGAUUGAAAUCAGUGAGAAGAGAUUGUACGUGCGAGCGUGUGCACGUUCGCGCGCGUGUGAUGCUGUGUGUGUGUGUGCGUGUGUGUGUGUGUACAUAUAGAUACACACUCAGUGAUUUAAAUAAUUACGUGAUAAAAAUGAAAUGACUAUAAUAUACAAUAUACAGUGAUAAUCUAGAAUGUUUUGAUAAGACUGUAAAAUCGAUGUUAUUUCCUGUAUCACUCCCUGUAUUUCCAUUAAAUUAAAAGUAUACAUUGAUUGAUAUUUACCAUCUUAUCUUGGAAAUGAAAAGUAUUGAACUACAUUAAACCAAAAUUAGUAGUGUAUUGUAAUAGACUAAUAACUUCGUCUCACUAUUGUUGUGAUAUCUUAAUAUUUCAUCAUUGUUCAUUGCAGUAAAUUUAGUUUCCAGGAUGGGUUGCUGGCCAAUUCUCUUGUUAAAAAACAGUGAGGUAUUUUUCUAAUUUAUUAGCGUAUUAAUGACAAUUGCUAAUUAAAUUUUUUUUAUAUUUUUUUUAUAUUGUGAAGUUUUGUUUAAGAAAAAAAGAGAGGAAAAUAGUCUUUCCUACUAUGGCACUUUUAUUAAAAUUAAGAUUAAUUUUUCUAAAAAAGUAAAUGUGAAAUAAAAUUUUGUAAUUAAUAUACAUUAAUGUGAGAUAUUGGAAGUUUUUUUAUGUAUAAAUAUACGUUUUUUACGUUUACAUAGAACAUAAAAGUCGUGAUCAUGUUCUAUGAUAUUUUUUUAAUUUAAAUAGAUCUUAUUGAACAAUUAGAUCUAGACAUUACAUUAUCGCAUUACUAUAUUCUAUCCUACUUUUUUAAAUGUUAUAUUUUAAAAAUUUUGUAUUUAAAGUUUUAUAUACAAAUUUUGAUGAUUGAAGAAUUUUUUAUCAUUUUUAUUGUAUUAUAAUAAAUUAAAAUGUAAUGGGACAUGAUCAAAAAAUAUAGACAGCAAAAUUUGAGUCUAUUAUGAAAAUAUGCUACAUAUAUUAUAGUGGAAUGGACUGUAUAUUUAUAAUUAUAUGUACAUAUCUUAUCUACCUUAAAUAUACAACAAAAUUAAAUGCGAAAGUUUUAAAUAUUCGCAUCACGUUUAACGAUGAUAUGUUCUUACAGUUAUAAUGAAAUAUUCAAAAUUUUAAUUAUAAUGUUUCACUGUCUUACUAUACGUA
Molecule: messenger RNA, 10846 nt
Organism: Heterotrigona itama
Lineage: Eukaryota; Metazoa; Arthropoda; Insecta; Hymenoptera; Apidae
Source: the annotation of a GenBank genome assembly